AUGCUCUUGCUGAAGAACCCCGAAAAGGCAACCUCUCUCCCAAUGACCGGGAUCGGCCUCGUGCUGUUAAACCAUCUUGUCUCAGCUGCCGCUAUCACGACAGGCGCCCUCGGCAGAGUCAGCAUACACUCUGAACGUCCCUACACGACGGCGAGAGCCUGUGCUGCUGGCUGCCUCAUAUAUAACGGCAACUACCAUUGUGGUGUCGGCGGAUACCACGAUCUCGGCAUCGCGAUGCAAUGCGGCUGCGAGCCGAUGAACGGAUGCUACUGCAACACGGGUUUGUGGAGCUACGCCACAUCCUACAUAUCUUCUUGUGUCAGUAGUGGAUGCAGCCAGAGCGAUAACUGGUCGGCAGACCUAACCAGCAUGGUCAACUUCUACGACUCAUACUGCGCGACUGCGAACGGAGCGAUUUUCAACGCACCCAACGACCCAGGCACACCGGUAACCCAGACGAGCGAAGGUGUUCCCUUCAUACCCACGAGAGAUGCGACGGUUUCGAGUGAAAGUCGGGCGACGCAGACCUCUGGAUCUGUCUCGAGUAGCAGCUCUUCCACCGAUGCCCCAAACAACUCGAAGAAGGCCGACGGCGAUGGGUUGACUAAGGGUGAAAUAGCAGGCUUAGUCGUUGGGAUAGCUAGUGCCAUCAUCACUGGCUUUGGGGUUUGCUUUCAGAUCAGAAAGAAACGCAGGAGGGCCGUCGGCAGCAACACUUCACCAACGACCCAGGGCACGGCUCUCAGCACGUUGCAACAUGACGCCGCGCGCACAUGA
Molecule: messenger RNA, 777 nt
Organism: Colletotrichum karsti
Lineage: Eukaryota; Fungi; Ascomycota; Sordariomycetes; Glomerellales; Glomerellaceae
Exons: 1
Coding region: 1-777 (258 amino acids)
Source: RefSeq, a predicted model, not a curated record